AUGACAGCCAUCCUAACCUUCCUCCUUUGCUUUGGGCUGAGUCUGGGCCAGAAAUUCCAAGCACAGGCUGGUGCGUUCCCUAAACCCACUAUCUGGGUUGAGCCAGGGUCCAUGAUCUUCCAGGGGAGACCUGUGACCAUCUGGUGUCAGGGCUCCCUGGAGGCGAAGGAAUACCUUAUGGUUAGAGAGGAAACUAACCUCACCCUCCAGUGUGGCUCAGGGUUGGGGUCUGGCAGCUUCAUUCUCUAGGAGGAAGAACAUGAACGAUCCUGGAUCCUAGACUCACAGCAGCGCUCCAGUGGGCUUCUUCAGGCUGUGUUUUUCAUGGGCCCUGUGACCCCCAGCCACAGAUGGACGUUCAGAUGCUAGGACAACAAUCCUCACCUGUGGUCCAACCCCAGUAAUGCCCUGCAGCUUCUAGUCUCAAGCUUCCUCAAUUGCAGAACAUUAUCCCAUUCCGGCCCCUUGGCUGGGCUUUCUCAGGCUGUCUUCCUUCUGGCCAAGGUGGAUUGUACCCAUGCGGGCCAGUUCAGAUGUUAUGGGCAGUACAACCUCUCCCAAGAGCAGUGCCCCAGUGACCCUGUGGACAUCUUGGUCACAGAGAACAUGACCUGGCAGUGUGCUUCCCUGAACCAAGCCCACUUCACCACGAGCCUUGUGACCUCAGCCCCCACAAGGACCUAUAGGUGUUACAGUUCCCUCAGCACCUCUCCGUACCUGUUGUCACACCCCAGGGAGCUCCUGGAGAUCAUGUCUUCAUGGUGGGUCUUAAGUGUCCUGGCACCGCCUGGUAGCCCCAGCCCUCCGCCCACAGAGCGCACUGGUAGCCCCAGCCCUCCACCCACAGAGCGCAACCCAACAGUUGGCCUCAAGAGGUACCUGCCCGUUCUAAUAGGAGUCUCCAUAGCCUUUGCUUUGCUUCUCUUCCUCCUCCUCCUCUUCCUUCUCCUCCAACGUCAAUGCCGGAGAAAGGAGUCAGAAGCCUCUGUUGACCCCAAUCCUUCUGGCACAGCAGCAGACUCCAAGACAGACAAUCCCCUGGAACUGUGCCCGCAGGGAAGUUCUGAGUGUGGCCUCGGGCUGCCCAGGAACAAGGACUCGGCCUCCCAGAAUUUCACAGAGGGGAAUAGUGUGCGCCUGGGCCUGUCCGCUGUGAUCUUGCUGAUCCUGGUGGUGAUUCUGGCAGAAGCUUGCUACUGCGAGUGCCGAUCUCAAGCUGUUUGCAUGGGAUGGAGACAAGAUGGCAGCAGGCAGAGAGAUGAGACUCCAGACUGA
Molecule: messenger RNA, 1275 nt
Organism: Echinops telfairi (small Madagascar hedgehog)
Lineage: Eukaryota; Metazoa; Chordata; Mammalia; Afrosoricida; Tenrecidae
Product: leukocyte immunoglobulin-like receptor subfamily B member 2
Biological process (GO): cytokine-mediated signaling pathway
Molecular function (GO): inhibitory MHC class I receptor activity
Source: RefSeq, a predicted model, not a curated record